Messenger RNA from Penicillium oxalicum, 1215 nucleotides. RefSeq lists its product as uncharacterized. The coding region runs from base 1 to 1215 and encodes 404 amino acids. Lineage: Eukaryota; Fungi; Ascomycota; Eurotiomycetes; Eurotiales; Aspergillaceae. The transcript is spliced from 4 exons. The record is from RefSeq and is a predicted model, not a curated record.
AUGACUGAGUUUAUGAACUCCUUUUUCCAUCACCUGCGACACUUCACCAUUCCUGGCGCUUACCCCCUCGACAAGUCACGCAUGAGCAUAUGGUGGUGGCAGCAGGGACUUUCUCAGCCAGUGAUACAACUGACGCUACUUGUCUCGGCUGCAGGCCACCAGACGGCAAUGAACGCUCUUCACAAUACUUCGAGCUGGCAUUCACAACAAUCCAUCAAGGAAUACAUCCGCCUUCAGGGGACUACAUUACAGGUUCUCAAUGGCCUCCUUCAGAACCCAGCCACAGCUCAGUCGACUGUCCUCAUUGUCGCGUCCCUCAGGGCAGUAGAGGCGAUCGAAGGCAACGUUCAGGCUGCGGUGGCGCACACAAAAGGUCUGGAUAUCUUGAUCCGGCUCAGUGGUGGCCUUGAAGUGCUGGAGCACAUGGUCUUAUCUAAAAUCUAUCAUGGUGAUGUUAUCAGAGCGGCUUUGACAAACACGACCCCUGCCCUGCCCUUGUCAUCGAUCUGGCGUAACAAUGUAUUACAAGAGACGAAAGUAUUUCAUUCAUCCUGUGAUCUCACGAUGCAACUGGACGAGAAAUUCAAAGAGACCGCUUCUUGCUUGUCUCUUCUCGGCACUUCGUUCUUUUCAGCACCCUGGUAUCCAGGCCUGGAAGAUAGUAUGAAGAGAUUGCUUCAUAUGUGCCAACGUGCGAUUCAGUACUACGAGGUUGCAUGUUUGCAGCCCUCAAUAGUCAUGCGAACAGACAAUGACCUGUUCUUGCUGGUUGAGCACCAACUGAUGUCUGUUCGUUAUGCUCCAAGCGCUUCGGCUUCAUGUACGGUCUCAAGCCUUUUGAAUGAGCCCCUCCGCAUGACCCUCUUCAUUUACCUCAACAUGCGCGUGUGGAAUUUUCAAGUCUUCCCCGUCAUGCAAUCAAUGGUAAAUUCUUUACGACAAACCCUACUCUCUACCAUCCCAAUUCCCACCAUGACAAAAAUCAAACAAAUGGCCCCUGACGUCCUAUUUUGGAUCCUUUUUAUCGGGACGUUGGCAUCCCGGAGCCACGAAGGGCAUUCGUGGUUUGUUGCUCAACUGGUUGAAUUAACGUCAUUCCUGGGAAUUCAUGAUUGGAAGGUAGCUCGGGAAAUCCUGGGUGGCUUUUUUUACACGGACCAGUCUGACCAGGCAGCAAUUGAGGAGCUAUGGGGACAGGUGAUUCAGCUUGAAUAG